Prosopis cineraria is the source of this 4702-nucleotide messenger RNA. RefSeq names its product pentatricopeptide repeat-containing protein At2g34400. Gene Ontology annotation, cellular component: intracellular membrane-bounded organelle. The record is from RefSeq and is a predicted model, not a curated record. The coding region runs from base 803 to 2509 and encodes 568 amino acids. Gene Ontology annotation, biological process: RNA modification. The transcript has 8 exons. NCBI's taxonomy places the organism in Eukaryota, Viridiplantae, Streptophyta, Magnoliopsida, Fabales, Fabaceae. Gene Ontology annotation, molecular function: RNA binding; protein binding.
AAGUGGUGGUGGCUGAGUAAACAUGCGACUGCCAAUCGGGCAAACUUCUGGCGCCAACGUUCGCUUGCAACAUUUUAAUGCACUGGAUGUUUUUCUUAAAGUUGAGAGGCUUGAUUGGACAAAAGAAGAUAUGAGGACGGUCCUACGGGUACACUUCAGUAGCAAAAUCGUACUUUAAACCCAAGAAAGAAUCAAUCAAAGCGGCCGGAAAAAAACCUAGGCUUAUUUUCAAGGCAACAUUAAUCCAUCUUCACGAGCACAGCACCUGGACCCACCAGUGGCGAACCUGUGUCCCCCCUCGUCCCCAGCAGCUACAGCGUGAGAGGAAGAACCAGUUGAAGCACAGUCGAACCAGUACCCCACAUUGUCCGCUUUUCCGAGGAGAACCAACCAAAGCAGCGUGAGAGGAAGAGGAAGAGGGCAACAAUUAUAGCAGAAUAAAGGGUCCAGAACGAAGGACGAAGAAACAAUAGCGGAGCAAAAAUAGCAGGGCAACAAAGACGACAAGUCAGAACAUAUAAACAAUGGCAGCGCAACAGAGUCCGGAACGAAGAACCAUAUAAAGGAACCAGAAUAAAGGAUACAAAGAACCAUAUCAGAACGAAGAAGACAAUUACCUGAUUCACGAGCAGAUUGAAGAAGGGGAAGCACUACAGCUCUGAGACGGAGGGGGCAACAGAUUAACUUCUAGCUCUGCAAAACUAUUGCGUGGUUUAGAAAUGGUGCCGCGUGGUUAAUGCUUUCCAAUCAGUUAUUGUGUUUCCGUGAUUUGCUGAACUUAAUUUAACUUCGGCCAUUGAUAAUGCUCCAAACGCGAGCUCACUCGCACUUGUUUUCCCGCCAUCGCAGUUUGGAAAUCAUCGCUGUACCACCAAAUUACUCAGAACUCCUUCCUGAAAAGCUGCUUUCUAUUUUGAAAAAAUGUUCAUUCACCAAACACUUUCGACAAAUUCAUGCCCAAAUGAUUGUGAAUUCAAUAGACAAACCCAACCAUUUACUCUCGAAAAUCAUUGAUCUCAAAAACUUUACCUACGCCUCUCUUCUUUUCUCUCAAAUCCCUGAACCCGAUGACUACGCCUUUAAUGUCAUGAUUCGUAGUUUAGCCACCACAUGGCAUGAGUACCCUCUUGUUCUUCACUUAUAUUACCAAAUGAAAUUCUUGGGCAUAAAGCCCAACAAUUUUACGUACCCGUUUUUGUUCAUUGCUUGCGCUAACCUUUUGGAGAUUAAUCACGGCCGUGCUGCCCAAUCGUCUGUGAUUAAAGUUGGAUUGAACGUGGAUAAUUACACAAGUCACUCAUUGAUAACCAUGUAUGCUAGGUGUAAUGAACUGGGUUAUGCGCGAAAGGUGUUUGAUGAAAUUAGUGAGAAAGAUUUGGUUUCGUGGAACUCCUUGAUUUCAGGAUACUCAAAAUUGGGUUAUGCAAAGGAGGCAGUGGAGUUAUUUGGGGAAUUGAAGGAUGCUGGGUUUGAACCUGAUGAAAUGACUCUGGUCUCUGUUCUUGGCGCUUGUGGGGAGCUAGGAAAUUUAGAUUUGGGGAGAUUGGUGGAGGAGUUUGUCGUGGAACACAAAAUGACCGUGAACUCCUACAUAGGUUCUGCCUUAGUAAGUAUGUAUGCGAAGUGUGGUGAUUUGGCAUCUGCCAGAAGGAUCUUUGACAGUAUGGCUAAAAGAGAUAUCAUCACAUGGAAUGCCAUGAUAACAGGAUAUGCCCAAAGUGGAAUGGCAGAUGAAGCAAUUGUGCUAUUUCAUGGCAUGGGAGGGGAACAUAUUGAUCCAAAUAAAAUCACAUUAUCAGGGGUGCUGUCAGCCUGUGCCUCCAUUGGGGCUUUGGAUUUGGGGAAACAUAUUGAUAAAUAUGCUUCACAAAGAGGAUGGCAACAUGAUAUUUUUAUAGCCACGGCAUUGAUUGAUAUGUAUGCUAAGUGUGGGAGUUUGGAGGAUGCACUGAAAGUUUUUCAAGAAAUGCCCAGAAAGAAUGAGGCUUCUUGGAAUGCAAUGAUAUCUGCACUUGCUUCUCAUGGUGAAGCCAAGGAAGCCCUGUCACUGUUUAAACUCAUGGCAGAGGAAGGCGGCUAUGCACGGCCUAAUGAUAUAACGUUUGUUGGGUUGCUUUCUGCAUGUGUGCAUGCAGGCCUGGUUAAUGAGGGCUAUAGAUUAUUUGAUAUGAUGAGCACAUUGUUUGGAUUAAUUCCAAAAAUUGAGCACUACUCCUGCAUGGUGGAUCUUCUGGCACGUGCUGGCCAUCUAUAUGAAGCCUGGGAUCUCAUUGAGAGAAUGCCUGAAAAGCCAGAUAAGAAGCCUUUUCAUGCUGGAAGGAGAGAGCACACUGACAGAAGGAGACAGCAUGAAUUUGAACUCUGUCUCAUCAUCACCAUUAUUCAACUCAUCAUCAUCCUGGUCUCCUUUGCUAUAGAGGGUUUGUGUGAUUUAGGUGGCAAGAUGUUUGAGUGGGAUCAAACCCUAGAUGAGGUGAAUAUUUACAUAAACUUACCUCCAAAUUUAUGAGGCAAUUCUAUUGCAAGAUGCAGUUGAAGCACGUUGAAGUUGGCAUGAAAAGCAAUUCUCCAUCUCUCAAUCACGACCCUACUUGCCUGGUGAAGACAGAUACUUUUUUCUGGACAAUAGGUUGUGCUGACGGAUUUUGGCCUGGCCAAGCAAUUUGAAAGUAAUACAAGAUCUAAUUCCUUGUGUGGAACAAUAGAGUAAAUGGAACCUGUACUGAGAUAUUUGAGUUAAGUGCAUCCCAAGGUCCUGAGGUGGGGUUGGAAUUUUUCAAGCGUGUGCAAUAUUUUAGGGUGUUGAUAUAUGGUGGUGAUGGAAGUGUUGCACGGGUCCUUGAUGCAAUAGAAAAACACAAUUUUGAGCCACCUCCACCUGUUGCAGUUCUCCCCCUAUGUACUGGAAACGAUUUGUCAAGGUUACUAAAUUGGGGAGGAGGCUUCUCUGCCCUUGACACACGAGGUGGUUUGACUAUGAUUUUGCAAGAUGUUAGCAAUGCAGCAGUUACAAUGUUGGAUCACCGGGCAGUAAAUAUUACAGAAGAAACCUCAGAAGGAAAAUGGAAAAAAAUGAAAUCUAAAUUCAUGAAGAACAACCUAGGUAUCUGAAACAAUUGUCAAAUAUUGUUUCUUGAGAACUAUUGACAGAAAGAUGGCAUAUGAAUUUCAUGUUACUCGUGAAGUAUAUCCUGAGAAAUUUUGCCGUCAGGUAAAGGUUCUUCUUUCUUGGUAUUUUAUAGUUGUAAGAUGUUUAUUCAUACUGCACCCUGUCAAUUUUAAGGUAGCUUUCAAAGCACAUGGUGUAAGUUACAAUCUCCAAGGCUGAACAAUAUUUGAAAGCACUGCUACGUACAGUAAAUAAUGGAUGGCUGUGAUUAUUUUAAAUAGCCCAACUUUUGGACAUUGGCUGCUUGAUGGAACAUUGGAACUAACUGCGAAAAAGGGCCUCCUGACACUUAUUUGUAUCAUUUGUCCAGCGCGUCGAGGGGUCACAGUGCUGAUAUCUUCUACUUCCCUCCCAGGACACGUUCUUAUAUAUUAACCUUCAAUAAGUACAAUUUUAUUUUCCUACAAUUAUAUAUCUGAAAUAAUGCCCUAUAAGAUGUACAUCCUUUAUUUUUAUUUUGCCUGGGCUAGAGGUACAUGCAGGCAUUAUUUCAAAAUUUAGUUGUUUGGAAGAGAAAGCUAUUACAUCUCAAAUGCUCAUCUAAUUCAGUACAAUCCUGUUAUUUUCCCAUAUCAUUUUUGCCAAGCACAAAGAUAAACCUAAUGCAAUAAUCUCGUUUUUUAAUUGGAAUUUUUAACGGCAUGUGCUUUGUAUAAUUCAUCCCUCCCUACUCUAUUCUGAAAGUCCAACGGGGCAUUCUUCUUCCACUGGCCAUUUCAAACGAUGAAUCUCUCAAGAAUGGUGGUGUUGAGAUUGUAAAGUAAAAAGCUUUUUUGUAGUAAGUUUUUUUUUCCCCAAGAUUUGAUCUUGAUUUUUGUUCUAGAUAAAAUCUUAUUGUUUUUUAUAUUGAUUGUAGAUAUGGAUUUUCAUAUUGAUCAUGGCUUUAUUUUUUAAUGUUUUACAUCCUAGAUUUGUUUAAAAUUUGGCGACAGAACUGGAAGAGCAGCUGCUGUUUAAUUACUUUUUUACUUGAGGUAGAAUCAUAUGGUUUUUUAUAUUUCUGACAUGGAAGUUGAUUUUUGUUCUUUGAUGUUUGGUUUUUCAAUGUUGGUGGAUGCCCAGGCUCUAAAAAUUUACGUUAUGUUUGGUUGGAGAGGCGGGAAGAGGGGAAAGAUUUUGAUGAAAAGGAAAUGAGGUAAGGGAGGGGUAGGGGAGGGAGAAGAGGAAUCCUCCCAAUUUGGAGGGGAGACUCAAGGGGAAAAUUGUUCCUCCUCUCCCCUUCCGUUGUAAUUUUGCAUGAGCUGGCUUCUUCAGUACAUACCAUACAUAUCCUCAGCGAGCUGCUUUUAUUUCAUCUCUUUGAAUUUAGAAGAGAUAAUGCCUUCUUCUUAUUAGUUUUGCCAAUUUCUGUCUGUACCACCAUUAAUUUUAUGUCAUCAUUAUUCCGGUGCUGAGGAUAGUAACAGAAUUGUCAAAGAAUUGGAACAGGGCGAGGCAGUUGUACCUAUGCAUGUGGUCGGCCUGAGACACUUGAUAAAUUGUACAUUUUGGCUCACUUCUCCAUAAGUUGGAGGUUUUUAGUUUUCCUUUUUU